AUGGACCCCCGCGUCUUGUCGCAGCAGAGCGAUGACACGACCGUGUCCGAGGAGGAUCCGCUGUACUGCGAUGAGGAUCUGGGCCUGGGCGACGGCAACCAGCCGGGGUUGUCGGGGUCGUCCUCCUCUGGGGAUGACGUGGAUUCGGAUGAUGAGGAGGAGGAGUGGGCGUUGAUGGCGCGCUUUGCCGAGGAGGUGAAGGCGGGGAACGACGCCUUUGCGAGGGUGAAGCUGCCUGGGGAAGCUGUGUAUAGGUGUGUCACCAAUGACACACUUGUUCUGAACAUGGGCUGGCGGUGGAACCUACCGGGCGAUGCUGUGUGCUUGGCGCAGUCGUACCUUGUACGACUUGAGGCCAUGGGCUACGGGAGGCCCAUGAACAACGAGUGUGCUGUGGCAACGUGCCUUUUCAUCGCUGCAAAGUCGGCUGGAAACCUUUGGGCAAAAUGUCCCCACCCACCCCCCACCCACCCCCACAGGCGCAUUGCGGUGGCCGAAGGAUGGUGUGAUGUUGCUCGCCUGAGGGGUCUAUUGAUAUGA
Molecule: messenger RNA, 540 nt
Organism: Ostreobium quekettii
Lineage: Eukaryota; Viridiplantae; Chlorophyta; Ulvophyceae; Bryopsidales; Ostreobiaceae
Source: the annotation of a GenBank genome assembly